Messenger RNA from Physella acuta, 1048 nucleotides. Its product is annotated as demethylmenaquinone methyltransferase-like. Gene Ontology annotation, cellular component: endoplasmic reticulum. The record is from RefSeq and is a predicted model, not a curated record. Lineage: Eukaryota; Metazoa; Mollusca; Gastropoda; Physidae. Gene Ontology annotation, molecular function: sterol 24-C-methyltransferase activity. Gene Ontology annotation, biological process: sterol biosynthetic process.
GUUGUUAUAGGCUAGUGAGUGUGUAAAGUCAAAGUGUAAUCUACCAAUUUAUCAAAGUAUCUAUAGAUUAUAGAUCUAGUACUAGAUCUAGACCUGUAAAACCCUUUAUUGGAUUUAGUUUACAUCUGAGAAUGAUUAAUUGAGAUGGCAGGUAAAGUAAACAGUUGGCUUUCCAAUAGUGUAGCUAGAAACUUUCGUCUUCCACAAAAAGGAAUAUUUGGAUGGUUUGUUUCAAAGUACUUCGUGCAGCGCAAUAAAUUCUUAGAGGAGAAUGCUGUGAGGCUAUGUGACAUUAAACCAGACCACAAUGUCCUAGAGAUUGGGUUUGGACCUGGCCUUGGACUACAAUCUGCUUACAACAUUGUCAAAAAUGGUAAAGGAAAAGUGUAUGGCAUUGACACAUCAUUUUACAUGCUAGAGACAGCUAGUAAAAAGCUUGAUAAAGCAAUUAAAGAGCAAAAAGUUUUGCUCUUCCAUGGCAGUGCAACACACAUUCCCCUCAACACAGACUCUAUUCAUCGAGUAUUUCACACAAAUUGCUACUAUUUUUGGCCUUCAAUGAGAUCUGUGAUGAGAGAAAUUUAUCGUGUUAUGAAACCAGGGGGGAUAAUGGUUACAACAUUGAAUAUUGAUAAACUGCGAUUAGCUCAGCAACGUGGUUUUAUGAAGCAUGGACACCCCGACCCUGUGAAAUACAUGGUCUGUCUUGAAAACUAUGGCUUUGAAAAUGUCCAUUUAGAAUAUCUGAAAGAUCCAGCCACUGGAAAAGAAUUUCAAGCCAUUUUCUCUGAGGUUGUUGAAAAGCCAGCCCAUGACAGUGCAAUGCUGAGUGAUGAUGAAGAUGAUGAAAUUGAAAAAGAAGUCCACACACUGCUAAAAGAUAAGAGCGAGUAUGCCCAGUUUUCUCAUCAGUCUAAACCUAACGAACCUGACAGACAGAAACAAUCCACAGCAUGAAAUGUGAAGCAUGGACCAGCUUUGUUGCAUCUGAGUGAUACAUUUAUUCAUGGUGGUAGACUGCUCUAGCAUCUGAGUGAUACAUUUAUUC